Messenger RNA from Zootermopsis nevadensis, 2779 nucleotides. Its product is annotated as acylcarnitine hydrolase. The record is from RefSeq and is a predicted model, not a curated record. Lineage: Eukaryota; Metazoa; Arthropoda; Insecta; Blattodea; Termopsidae.
UGAAGUGGCGUUCAGCGCGCGGACCCCAGUCAAAGAAGCGAUAGUUCACGAUAACAUCGACACACGGAACGUAAUACUAAUUUGUACUCAAAUGUAAAGGUAAGGUUGUUCCUGUGCCUGAAAACGUCUACGAGGAAUUGAGGUUUCACAGCUAUGCAUCAUGAACGUGCGUGGUGUCACUGCACAACCGGCUUCAAGGUUAUGAAAAGAAAUGCUAAAUAAACAAGACAAAUAACAUGGAUCUAAUUCUUGUAAUCACGUUUACCAUGUGUCUUCAGAACAGCUGGGAAAUCGUGGCACAAGGACCAACGGUGAUGCUACGACAAGGAACAAUCAGAGGGAUCAAUGUCUACACAGACGACAGGCAGACAAUCAACGCCUUCUUGGGCGUGCCAUACGCUGCCCCUCCGACAGGAGACCUAAGGUUUUCUCCACCAGAACGCCUCUCUGGCUGGAAUCGUUCCUCUCUUUUCGCUGGUAGCUUUGCCUCUGCUUGUCCCCAGCUUCAAGAAAUUUCCAGCAUGGCCCCGAUACCUCAAGACGAAGACUGCCUGUAUCUAAACAUCUGGACACCAGAGACAGCAGCGAACUUCCGAGGAAGUAUACCUGUUGUUAUUCUUCUGGAAGGAGAAGGGUUCGUAUCCGGCCUAGUGUCACGAUUUCCAGGGCAGGAUCUAGCAGCUGAAGGCGUCAUUGUCGUCUCUGUCACAUACCGACUUAAUGUUUUUGGAUUCUUCUGUUUAGAAGACUCCGAGGCAAGAGGAAAUCUCGGUUUGCUGGACCAAUACUUUGCGCUGCUGUGGGUACGGGAGAAUAUCGAACUGUUUGGCGGAGACCCCCGGAGCAUCACUUUGAUGGGGCACUCGGCAGGCGCCGCCAGUGUCAUGUACCACAUGACGUCACCACGAACCGCAGGUCUAUUCCACAGGGCUAUCGUCAUGUCCGGGAGUGUGACCUCGCCGUGGUCUGGGGCGCCACAUCCCGCCAACUCCUCCCGGGGGAUCGCGCGUAGCCUUGGUUGCUUAGCUACCACUUCCCGCGCAAUCCUGGCCUGCCUCCGGACUAAAUCCACAGCCGAGAUUUUGCGGGCCUUCGAGGCGCAGUACAAAAACGGUAACUGGACAGCUAUGGUGUUGCCAGUUGUAGACUCAUUUCUUCCGGAACCGGAGCAGUACCUCCCACGUGACCCGAAAGAAAUGCUCCAAACAGGAAAUUAUGUACCAAUGCCGGUGAUGACGGGUACAACUCGCCACGAGGGAGCUGCCACCCUAUACCAAUGGAGCGACUUGGCGAGACAGAGUUACCUGCAGCUGAGUCACUUUUUCGAGAACUCCGCCAUCCCGACCGUGAUGGAACACUACAGGUUUGCCAAGGAGAGGCGGAUCCAAGAGAUCCUCAAGUGGCAGUACUCGGAUAAGGCAAGGGAGGGGGAUACGAACGCACUGCUUGUCAAACUAUUAGAGUUCUAUACGGACUCUCAAUUCGCAGCCCCAAACUUUCGCCAGUUGGCUCUCCUCGCCCGCUCUCCAGAGCCGCUCUUCGUGUAUAAGUUCGAACAGACUGGCGGACCGGAUCUUUAUGGCAACACCCUCAACAUCACAGGGUCUGCCCACGGUUCGGAGUUUCUUUACCUGUUCGGACCUACGUUGAUGCUUAAGCUGGGAGGAAGACGAUUUACACAAGACGAGGACCGUUUCAGCAAACGUAUCAAAAGAUACUGGGCGGACUUCAUCAGGCAAGGGAGCCCAAACGCGCCUGGAUCUUUUGGGUACGGGUUGUCAUGGAAACGAGCGACGCCUGAGGACUAUAACUGCAUGGUGCUUAGGAGUGAACAGCAGCAGCAAGGACAGUCCAUGAGCUGUGAGCUGGGGCAGGAGGAGGCAGGUCUGUGGAACGACCUUCUGCCUCGUCUACAGCAGAUGACAGCUGCAGACACACAGAGCGGCUCAGACACUCGAACCACGGACUCGAGACUCGGCCAGGAUUCGAGCCAGCCCUUUAGAAGUGCGAUGUACACGCUGAUCGGCUUCGUGGCGGUGCUUCUGGUCAUGCUGGUGAUAUGUCUCGUGCUCCUGAAGAAGCACUCAAAAGGACGAGACCGUGACUUUUUCUGACGGCGUGCGGACAGAACUGGGGCAAAACAGAACGACCCGCCACAAGCUUGGCGCUACAACGUUACCACCAACAGACUCUAAGCGGCCAACCUCAAAGGAAGGCCAAUCAGUAACAGGCCGUGAGCGACCAGCUCACGACGAAGGCUGAGCAACGAAUGGGUUCACGACAGAUUCUCCAGGAAGUCUAUUUCAAACAAGACAAACUGCACAGAACUCCUGAUAGACUACCGAUCGCUUAUUCUGACUAUAAACUGAACAGUGGAGGGCCAACUGAAGACUAUUAAUCGCUACGAUGACUGACAAAGAAGUGAUUUGAUAUUUGGCCCAUGCUCCGUAAUUGAUCGGAUACCACUAAGCGACGGAAAGUUGACAUAAUCCAUUUUCAGAAACAGACAAAUUCUUGAACUGAACGAACACUUUGUGAAUAAGAUGUCUUUUCUUAAAAAGACAAGUUUCUACAAAUGAAUGUACAUCCAAAUGGUUAAUAUUAUGGAUGUACAGUUUAUAUUCAGAAACUGAUAUACUGUGCUGUUUGAUAAAAGAAUUCCCCUGUUCUGUCCAUUGUACUACAGAUACGAAUUGCUUCUAGCAAACAUUUCAAAAUGCUACUAUAUUGUAUAUACAUAUGUAAAUAAGCAUCAAUAAAUAUUAACAAUUAAGCUACA